Molecule: messenger RNA, 7156 nt
Organism: Podarcis muralis (Common wall lizard)
Lineage: Eukaryota; Metazoa; Chordata; Lepidosauria; Squamata; Lacertidae
Source: RefSeq, a predicted model, not a curated record
CGUUCCGCUUUAAUCCUCCUCAAGCCAUCUCAGGUCGCUCUGGCCCGGCCCCUCUCUCCGGGGGUGGCGGGUCCGGGGGACGGAGGGGGUCACUCCGCCCCUUCGCCCGGGGACCCCUGGGAACCGAGGUGCCACAACUUGACAUGGAUUUUUCAGUACUUGCUUUCCUUCCUCCAAUUAGUCAACCCUGUGCAAGUGGGUUGGUCAGUUGUUUACUAGGAGUCUGAGUGUAUGACAGCAGCUGGGUUAUUUAUUCUGAGGAUAGAUACAGAAUGGAAGGACUUUAAGUGAAAGACAAGUUCUGCUUCAUUAUGGAGACAACUAGCUUUGAAGGGGAGCCGGAUAGAACUUCGCAUCAUGAUGAGAUCAAAGACUGCCAGGGAUCCUCAAGUGUGGUAACAAACAACGAUGAAGCUCAUGUUCUGAGUCCAGGAAAGAUGAGCCAGCGUCAAGGAAAAGAAGGCUAUCUUACUCCAACCAAAGAUCUACAGCAGCCAUCAUUUAGUCCAGGAACAGUCCAUGGCCAUGGUUUUGACAGAGGGAAGGAUGAUGCAUCACAAAGUAAAGAUGAUUCUACGCAAUCAAUGUCAAAAAGCAAGGCGCAAUCCCCAGAACAUAGCCCCCAGUCAGAAUCUAAGCUUUAUAAUGGCUCUGAGAAGGACAUCACUGCCUCCUCCCCCAGCUCCUCUACUACCAAGCUCACAAAGAAGGAGUCUCUUAAGGUUCAAAAGAAAAAUUACAGGGAAGAGAAGAAAAGAGCCACAAAAGAACUACUUAGCACAAUCACAGACCCAUCAGUCAUUGUUAUGGCUGACUGGCUGAAGAUUCGAGGUACACUGAAAAGCUGGACCAAACUUUGGUGUGUGUUGAAACCUGGAGUACUGCUUAUUUACAAAACUCCCAAAAAUGGCCAGUGGGUGGGAACAGUACUUCUGAACGCUUGUGAACUCAUUGAGCGGCCUUCAAAAAAGGAUGGAUUUUGUUUCAAACUUUUCCAUCCUUUGGAGCAAUCCAUCUGGGCUGUUAAGGGUCCUAAAGGUGAAGCUGUUGGAUCCAUAACACAACCACUACCCAGCAGCUACUUGAUCAUCCGAGCAGCUUCAGAAUCAGAUGGUAGGUGUUGGAUGGAUGCAUUGGAGCUGGCUUUGAAGUGUUCAGGUUUGCUCAAGCGCACAAUGAUUAGAGAAGGUAAAGAGCAUGAAGUGACCUUAACAGAUGGUGCACACGUGUCUUUCUAUGGUCUGCUACGUGCAAACAACGUGCAUAGUAGUGAAAGCUUCCCGCUAAAUGAUAGUGAAAUGGAAAGGCAUCACUUCAAAGAUCCAGAUCUGUAUUCUGAUAAAUCAGAUAGGGAAAAUGAUCAUGAUCGCGAUGAAUCGGAUAAUGAUGGCUUGGGAGAAAGUGACACUGACACAUCUGAGCGGCAGGAUGACUCGUACAUUGACCCUGAACCUGAUCAUAUCAAGGAAACAACGUAUUUGGAAGAAGUUCAUGAAGAGCUUGGAGAGGCAGGAGAAGCUUCCCAAACAGAAACAGUAUCAGAAGAGAACAAAAGCUUGAUAUGGACAUUACUAAAACAAGUACGCCCAGGAAUGGACCUCUCCAAGGUGGUGCUGCCCACGUUUAUUUUGGAAACUCGUUCUUUCUUGGAUAAGCUCUCUGAUUACUACUAUCAUGCAGACUUCUUAUCUGAAGCUGCCCUUGAAGAGAAUGCUUACAAUCGUAUGAAACAAGUUGUGAAAUGGUAUUUGUCAGGAUUCUACAAAAAGCCAAAGGGACUUAAAAAACCCUACAACCCUAUCCUCGGUGAGACCUUCCGUUGCUUGUGGGUUCAUCCAAUAACAAAUAGCAAGACUUAUUAUAUAGCUGAACAGGUAUCUCAUCAUCCUCCAAUAUCUGCCUUCUAUGUAAGCAAUCGAAAGGAUGGAUUUUGCCUUAGUGGUAAUAUCUUGGCCAAAUCCAAAUUUUAUGGAAAUUCAUUAUCUGCCAUUCUGGAUGGUGAAGGACGGCUGCUGUUCCUAAACAGAGGAGAGGAAUAUGUAAUGACCAUGCCAUAUGCACAUUGCAAAGGAAUUCUGUAUGGCACAAUGACUUUAGAGCUUGGAGGAACUGUUAGCAUCACAUGUGAAAAAACUGGAUACAGUGCAGCACUUGAAUUCAAGCUAAAGCCAUUUUUGGGCAGCAAUGACAGUGUUAAUCAGAUAAUGGGGAAAAUUAAACUUGGAAAAGAAGUGCUAGCUACUCUGGAAGGCCACUGGGACAGUGAAGUUAUUAUUAGGGACAAAAAGACAGAUGUUUCAGACACAUUCUGGAAUCCAACACCUGAGAUCAGACAGCGCAGAUUAAGAAGAUACACAGUGAAGUUUGAGGAGCAAGGUGACUUUGAGUCAGAGAAACUUUGGCAACAUGUGACCCGAGCUAUAAAUAACAAAGACCAAUCAGAAGCAACUCAGGAGAAGUGUGUUCUUGAAGAAGCACAGAGAAAGGCUGCCAAAGAAAGGAAACUUGCAGAUGAAGAGUGGGUAUGCAAACUGUUUGAGCCAGAUCCACUCACAGGGGAAUGGAACUACAGAUUUGCAGACACAAGACCUUGGGAUCCACUGAAUGAUAUGAUACAGUUUGAAAAAGAUUGUGCUAUCCAAACAAAAGUCAGACAUCGGACACCAAUGGUUAGUGUUGCAAAAAUAAAGAGGUCUGCAAAAUCGAAGAAAGGGGAGAGUGGCUUUUCAUCGCCAGAACCCGAUAAUCAGGACUCCUCUGGUAGUGAAGCACAACACAAACACAGUGCAAGAAUCCGAAAGAAGACGCUAGACCUUGGUGAACUGCAAAGUGCCAUUGAAUCUAUAAGAGAGACGCAAGAAGACAUUAGAAGAGACAUCACAGCUCUAAGAACCAGAAUGACUUCAAGCUCACAGACUCCAGAUAAUAACUUCUUUAACUUCAAGCACUAUGUCUUCAUUUUACUGAUGAUUCUCCUGCAGCUUGCAAUCAAUUACUGGUUUAAAUAGAAUGACUGGACAGAUGAAUAUAUGAAGUGGAAAUAUCAUGUUCUUCGUGGGACCAUAUUUUCAUCUUGGUUUGGCGUCAAAUAAGGCAAUAUUAUCUAAAACACAGGGACACAGAAGAUUUAAGUCUUGGCCUUAAAAGGCUGUGCUCACAUGGAGCAAUGUCCGUUAUAUUCCGUCCUAUCCAGAUGACAUGGACAAUGCUUACAUACCAGUACCUUUCUCUUUGCAUCUUUAAAACGUUGGAUAACUGCCUUGCAUAUUCUAAAGUGUUGUAGACUGCUCUGAUAAAUACCAGUACAGAAUAUAGCAGUCUGGGAAUUCAAAAACACAUAUCUUUCUUCACUGUAAUCAUAUAAUCUCCAGUGGUCAUAUUAACAAAACAAGUGAAUUCUAACCUAAAAUGUCUUCAGAGUUUAGUGGGAAUUAUGGUCUUCAUACAUUCAUUAGGAAAAUUAUAUCCAGUGAUACUCAUUUGGAAACUUAAUAGUGGUAAAAAGAUUAAACUACUCAGUUGUUCAUUGCUAUUAAAAGAUGCUUACGCAAUUAGUCCAACAUUUCAUUAAUCGCACAUUUCUGUGAUUGUUACGUAUCUGCAGUUUCCCUUAGUUUAUGAAAAUGGAAUUCCAUUGAUCACAUUAGUGAAUUUAGGAGAAAUACCAUUACAACAGUCCAAAGAGAGCUUUGUGUGCUCAGCAACAUUAAAUUCAUUUUUUCCCAAACAGCAUCGUCUGUUGGCAAAUUGCAAGGUGCUGUAUUAUACAGUGAACAGUUUCAGAAACUCAUUAUGUUGACAGUGGAAGCCGUGGUUACUGUUGGGGUAGAAAAACGGUUCUGUUUGAUACCAGAAAAGACUUUCUAGGGUAAUGAAGCAUCAGCAUAGUUUUCAACAAACACUGGGUUUAAUGGAGCCAUUUGAGCCAUCUGAAUGUAAUUGUGUCUGAACAGUUAUGCUAUAAUAUACAGUCUUGGGUAGCAACCUCAGCGUUUCAAGAAUAAAUCCCAGGAGCCAGGUAAUUCCCACACAGUGCUGUUUAUAAACAUUCGCUUUGAGGGGGCCUAGAUCUUAGCACUCAACUGUAAAUGAAAAAAACCCAGUCUUCAAAUCUUACUGGAUGCUUUCAAAUUUCCAAAAGACAAAUCUGUUCAAAACCAAUUUUUAGUCCUGCUAUUCUGCUUGUUUACAUGACAUAUAUAGUACGAAUUUAAGAUGCAAGGCAACAUGCAGAAAAGUAGGAUGUCCCAAUUUUCAGUGAUCUUAUUUUACAGCAAAUAUAAAUUCUUUCAGUAAGACAUGCGUACGUGGCACGCUGUCGAUCAAUUUAGCAGUCAAAUGUUAUAUAAGAAGCUGUCAAUUUACUACUUUUGUUAUGUAGUCUAAAACAACUUAAGCAGAGUAAGGUAUCCUGGAUUCAAAUCUUUCUGGUUUAAUAUUUGCAUUUGUCCAGCCCAAGAUGGAGAACCUGUGGCCCUCCAGAUGUUGUUGAACUCUUAACUCCCAUCAUUACUGGCUGUAAAAGUGAAGAGUUAAGAGUCCAGCAAUAUUUGGACAGGCUUCCCAUCCUGGUCUUGCCUGUCUUUCAGGUCUUUCCCUUUUGUUCUGCCUUGUGGACUUUUUGACAAAUCCAAAUUUUAAAAAUCAUAUUUAAAUCCGCAUCAAAUACUGCACACUUAACACACAAUUCCAUAACAGUGUAUUAACAGGUUUCUAGUGCUGCAAAUCCAAAGUUAAGAUUUAACAUGGUUGUAGCAGGCAGUUUAGUCUGCCUAGCUGGAUGCUUUACAGAUUGCCUGGGAUGCUGUCGUAGUUACAAAUACAAGUUGGUAAAAGAUCUCCGUUGACAGUAGCACCACCAAAUAUUUAUGCUGAGGUUGAUCUAUAUGUAUUAGUGAGCAUUUGGGACAACUAACUGUUCAUACACUGCAAUACCUAGUGGUCAAAACUGUUAUGUUAACUUGCUUUCACUGGACUUUCGCCCCAGUCUGCUUAAUGUGCAUACCUAAUAUAUUCUAUGUCUGCCUGCUUGCACAUAUGUUCUAUUCGUGCAUUUUUUUUGUAGAGCUGGAAAACGUAUUCAAUUGCUUUAUUCUUUGGGGCAUUUAUUUAUUUAUUUGCUUUUAAGAAAACUUUCUGUGGCAAAGUUAAGUCACAAGAGUCCUGUCUUCUCCUGUCUCAAAUAUAAAAAGCACAGCUCUUAAAAUUUAAAUUCCUGCUUUGCUCCUUUACAGAAUUCCUUGGGUGAGCAAAACAAAGGAAAUUAUUGCCUGAUUAAUUUUUUUAUACAAUGUGGUUGAUUAUAGGCAUAGUUUGUUCAAAUAUAAUAUUUAGCUAUGUGUAUACGACCUUAAAUUCCUUCAGACCAACUGUUUUCUGCACAUAGUUCUAAAAACCCUGAUUGUACAGUUUGUAGAACUCUGAAGGCAACGGCGUCCCUGUUAAUUUUUAGUAUUUAAAGCAGAGCACUUGAUUUCUCACUCGAUUGUGUAUAUUUUAUGUACAGAAGUAGAAAAUAUUCAGAAUUGCUUGUUACUGCCAUAUUUAUGGCUGUUUGUUUAAAAGAAAUGCACUAUAAGCCUUUAAUAUGCCAUGUAACCAUUAACAUACCUAAAAAGAAACUAAAUGUGUUGGGUGUAAAGUAGUAAAUAGAGUUCUGGCAAUACACAAAAACUUGUAACUCACGUGUUAGAUUAGUUUUUAACUAUUAAGCAUCCCUUAUAGGAGUACAGCAUGCUUCCUUUUCAUGAAAAGUUCAUUCUAACAGCUAAUCUGUAUGUAUCAAAGGAUGUUACAGUUCACUGCCCUCCUGUGCCUUUGGGGAAAAACUUCUUGCCAAUUCAAUGUUAAUGAAAUGGAAUGAGAGUUAAAUACAUUCAUCUCAUCUACCACGAUGGUAGUUACUUGCUUUAACAACUCUUUCUUCAUGGUUUUUAUCCUGUUGUAAAUAGAAUACUUAACUGCUAAACUCUUGUGACUGCUAUGUUUCUACUGUAUCCUCAAUUUUUGGGCAUCUUUUGAGAGCAGGCCAUCAGAAACUUGAGUAUUGUAAUAGUGCCUUGAUGGAAUUCACACAGAGAUGAGGAGUGUUUAUGAUAACAAUGUUGUCAAGGUUGUGCCAUAUCUAUUCAUUAAACUUGGAAGUUGCUAUAUUUCCAAUAUUAACUUUCAGACAAACAAUUUGAAAAAGAUAUGGUACAUUUAUUGAAGAACACAUCAGAUAUUUUUUUCUUUGAAUAACUAGUAAUGACUAGGACCCAACAAGAUCUCCAGAUUUUGGAGUGUGUCUUCUUAUACAAUGAAGCUGCAAUGCUUUGUUUGUGAUACUACAAAAAUAGCCAUAAUAAAAAUCAUAACGUCACAGACAGAUUAUUUUGGCUUCACUUUGGUUUUCAUGGGUCAAAAUAUUCUGAGAAAAUAAACUUUUGUGAACAAAAGUGUGUGUGGGAUGUGAGGAGGAAAAUUACUAAGAAUUGAAAGAAAACUAGGUCUCCAAUUCUUGAUGGAGCUUGUGGAAAAGAACACUUCUAAUCAAAUAGCUUCCUUGUGUGAACCAAAAAAACACUUUUAGUGGAUUUAAACUUUGGCUCAAAUCUGGAAAGCACUUUUAAAUAUAAAGCAUUCUGCUAUUCUUGAACUCUUGUUCACAUUCUUUAGUUUUUGAGCUUCACACAGUUCCCACCACAUUUUUUUUUUUACUUUAACACAUUGCUUGGAUUUUUAUACUGUUACACUUUUUAAACUGAAAAUGGGCUGUUUUACUAAAGCUGUACAGACCAGUGGUUAAUCCAGUGCAUACAAUAUAUGUAAGGAAAAGUAAGAAGUUAUGUCAGACAAUGUGAAUGUUAAUGCACAUAUUUUAUAUAUAUAGAGAGAAGAAAACCCUAUUCAUGAAAGUUUUUUGUUUCUACAUAUCAUGUAAAGUAGCAUUAUUAUUGCACUGUUUUCUUUUUUUAAAAAAAUCAUGCUGCAUGCAGUGUGAUAAGAGAAGCAAGUAAUUCCUUUAAAAGAAGUGGAAAUUGUGUGUUGCAUGCUUAAAUGUACAGCUGAGUUCCAACUUGUUUAAAAGGCCAUUUGUAAAUUUUAAGCUCUACCAUUGGUCAAUAGUUUUGUACACUUGAAGAAAUAAAAUAAAGAGCUGUGAUCAAGAACAGUA